AUGCUCUACAAGUCUCUCGCUCUGGUCGCCGGCGCGGCCCUGGCUGCGGCAGACAGCACCGUUACGCUGUUCCUGCCCGGCUCAGACAUGCAGACCGCUGAUGCGAAAGUGGUUGGUUCGAGCAACUCGAUGACCACCUACGCGAUCGACUGUCCAUCUGGGCAAGAUCUUUCUGUUUGCGGUCUUCCCGAGGCCACUUGGACGGUGACUCAGGGUCCAUCUUCGAUGAUCUUCACCCUGAUCUCCGAGUUAACCAUCGAAGAGACCUGCCGGUUUGAGGGAAGAACAUUUGCCGCUUGUACCGGAUUGUUCAAGUCGGGCGAUUCCACUUCAUCUCUCAUCACGACAAUCAACCCGGCAACUUGGCCGACCAAUUAUUGGGUCCCCGUGCAUGUCACGGCCACUGAGACCGGUGCGGUCGCGCCCACCACGGACGCGUCAGCCUUGGCUUCGAGCCCGAGCAUGACUCGCGCAUCUGCUGCCUCCACCGGUACAAGCACCUGGACUUCCUCCUCGCAGGGUACCGCCACUGAGACCAACGCGACUUCAGCGAGUAAGGCUACCCCGACCUCGUCGAAUGCUGCCAUGCCUGCCAUGACUGAUACUGCGGUCUGGUUGGUUGGGGGUGCUGCUGCGGCUUUGGCCAUGGCUGUGGUGGUUUGA
Penicillium diatomitis is the source of this 663-nucleotide messenger RNA. RefSeq lists its product as uncharacterized. Bases 1 to 663 code for a protein of 220 amino acids. NCBI's taxonomy places the organism in Eukaryota, Fungi, Ascomycota, Eurotiomycetes, Eurotiales, Aspergillaceae. The transcript is spliced from 3 exons. The record is from RefSeq and is a predicted model, not a curated record.